Molecule: messenger RNA, 1911 nt
Organism: Leguminivora glycinivorella
Lineage: Eukaryota; Metazoa; Arthropoda; Insecta; Lepidoptera; Tortricidae
Exons: 10
Coding region: 323-1456 (377 amino acids)
Biological process (GO): G protein-coupled receptor signaling pathway
Cellular component (GO): membrane
Molecular function (GO): histamine receptor activity; metal ion binding
Source: RefSeq, a predicted model, not a curated record
UUGGAGUGUUUUGUGUGGGUGCGGUUAAUGCCGUCGUGUUAUUUACUUUCUUAUGAGCUGCCUAAACCUUGUUGUUGUACUACUGACGACAAAAAAAUCACUGGAUAAUGAUGUUUGGCAAUGCCUAAAAACAGACCUAGAGUAUGCUGUGAAAGUAUAAUAUAUAUUGUGAAUUAAAUGCAGGAUUCACAAGCAGAUGUUGCUAACGGCUGCAGAGUUGGGACAGAAUAAUACAUAAAAUAAAACAAAUGUUGCUAACGGCUGCAGAGUUGGGACAGAAGAAACAUUAAUUAAAUUUCAGCCUUCUCCUAAUUUCAAAAAUAUGAAAAAGUUCCUAAAGAACAAAUUUGAUUUUACAGAGAAUAGUAACCAGUCUCCUUUUCAUGGGACCGAACAUUCCCCAACAAAUACUUUUCCAGAACCAAUAACUACACUAGAGGAGCAGAGGGCUUUGCUGGAAAAGGCUUCUCAACCUCCCUUACCACUAGAACCUCCACCCACCACACCUAUUGAUUUUAGCCUGCAUCCUAAACAAGAAACUGAAGAUUACGAAUAUCAGGGCAGAUUAGGAUCACCCACUUUAAGUCUUCACAAGCCUAGCGAGGUCUCCUCAUUAUCGGCAACAAACCAUGAUCCCUCACAAGCAGAAGUUGGUGAAAAAAAAAUAUGCAGAGACUUCAUAAGGGGAACCUGCAGUAGAGGAGGCACAUGCAAAUAUGCUCAUAAAGUAGAUCUGUCCCAGCUACCUGGAAUAUACACUUUCUGUUAUAACUUUCAGAAUACAGUUUGUACAUACCCACAUUGCAAAUAUGUCCACGCCUCAAUAUUUGAAGAGCAGAAGUUUUAUAGGACAGGCAAACUACCACCUCAUGCCUUAGCCCACCACAAGAAGCCUCCACCGGUUGCCAUGCCUACAUUUCUGCCACCACUUCUGCUACCACCACCUCCGCCGCCACCUGAAGAACCAGCUCCUCCACCGGUCCCUGUAGAAGUUUCAAUGUUUGCAGCUCCCCAACCUGUAUUGGUUCCCAGUGUCGAGAAACCUCUUAUUUCCUGCGUGCCGACGGCAAACUUGGAGGCAAGGCCUAUGGACGAUUUCAUACCCACUGCAGCGCCGCGCGACAUCGAGCACAAGACAAAAAAAUGCAAAAAUUGCGACACAAUGGAAUUCAGAUUGCAAUUUAAUAAGGAUAAGGCUGAAAACAUGAGACAGUCUACGGUAGAGCUAAAGAAUAAAGUGGCGCGUUUGUCGAAGAAGUCGCAGACCUUGUAUACUGUGCUGUUGUCGCUUAUGAAGCCGCAAGUCAGUAAAAGACCAGAAGGGCUCAACGGAUUGUCUAUGUCUUCACUUCUCAGCAUCGUUGGAGACUCAGAGAAGAACGUUCUUUCUAAUCUGCUGCUGAAGGACGCCUCGGACCAGAGCUUGGUCUCCGAGACUCGGGACCCGUGCUCAUGACUUACACGAGAGACCUGACUCAUGAUACGCCGUGAGACUUUAUACAAACUCAGUGCUGUGCCAUUGUACCAUCUUGGAAAAAAAUAAACCCAUGUUCAAAGCGAAACCUAGGGUAAACUAUACGAGGCACUCACACCUCACGCACUGCACAACUCGUAGUAGGGCAGCUUAGUAAAGUUUACCGUAUUAGGUAUAUGUUGUACCAAGUGCGAUGCAAGUACCAGCCUAUGUUUAGUUUAAGUAGUUUAUGAACCUAUGUGAAUAUACAUUAUGAUCGUCAAUAAAAAUAAUUUGCCAUGCAAAACAUAAAAUCAUAUAAUGUCAAUGAUUAAACUAUAGUUAUUUGUUAUACAAGGGGCAAAGUUGUAUUUUAACACACGAGAAGUAAAAUACAUUUGCACCCGAGUGUAAUGGCCCCUGUACACACAUGGCCAACGGUUCCACCAGCCCCCUUG